UGUUAAUUAGGAGAAUUCUUCAAUUUAACUUCUGGAAGCUGUACAUUGUGUGACAUAAUUUAAGGUCAAUACUAAGUAUAAGAGUAUGCUCAAAGUUGCAGCUAUAAAGAUGACCUAAAAGUUAAAUCAAAUCUUCUAUGAUUGAAUUAAGAAAAAGUUAUUGGAGGGCAUACUAUUAUAGCAAAAAUAUCGAAAAAUAUUACCACCUUACCGAAAAUUGCAAUGGGGGAUGGUCACCAGGAGAUGAAUCUUGUACAGUCGGGCACAUAGGUGCUUUGUGUGAAUAAUGCGACUUAUAUAAUAUUAGAGGAGAUGGGUUUUACUCUGUAAGUUCUACGUAUUCGUGUGACAGUUGUGAAUAAAUUUUUGGAAAUGUUUUUACUAUAAUUUUCAUCAGCAUUUGGACCCUUGUUUCAAUUUUAAUGUCUGUAAGCAGCACUGUUCAGAUGAUUGAAGAACAUAUUAUUGGAAUUCGAUUAAAAAUACUUGGGGUUGCUGUUGUUUUAAAUUAAAUUUCUACUGCUAUAUUAAUUAAGAUUUUCACAAACUAUCUAUAAAUCAUAUCAACUAUUGGUACAUUUUAAUUGUAAGUUCCUUCUAAAUUGGCAUCUGUAGUAAAUAGUGUUGGCAACCCAAUCGAAUCAAUGGCAUAUUCUCUUGAUUGCUUUUUAAUAAACGUUUCAGAUAUUCCAAUCAUUUACUUCAGAAUUAUUUGGAGUCUAAUCAUGGCAUUUUCAUAUAUAACAGAGUUUUCACUUUUGGUGGAAUAGUAAUAAUUUUUAACUUCAUAAAAUACAAGUUCUCAUAUAUUCCUACAGCUCUUAUUUAUGUUUUUAUCUUCUUGCAACCAAAUUUGAUU
Paramecium sonneborni is the source of this 859-nucleotide messenger RNA. The record is from the annotation of a GenBank genome assembly. NCBI's taxonomy places the organism in Eukaryota, Ciliophora, Oligohymenophorea, Peniculida, Parameciidae.